Bacidia gigantensis is the source of this 576-nucleotide messenger RNA. RefSeq lists its product as uncharacterized. The coding region runs from base 1 to 576 and encodes 191 amino acids. Lineage: Eukaryota; Fungi; Ascomycota; Lecanoromycetes; Lecanorales; Ramalinaceae. The transcript has a single exon. The record is from RefSeq and is a predicted model, not a curated record.
AUGUUCGCAUCCCCCCUCCCCUUCCCUCUCCCCCUCCCCGACAACUCGCAAGGCUACGACCCAGACAACUACGACCAACAAGCCCAAAUCGACGGGCAAGGACAGCAGCCGCAAUCCGUCGAGAAUCCCAACACCCAGACGGCCCAAAGCCCCUGGGAUGACCCCUCCUCAGGCCCAAACCCCUUCGCUGAUGCGGCCGCGAACCCCGAACCAGCGGCGAACGGGGGCGUUCCGAAGCUGACGCCCGAGCAGGCCGGGGAUCUGGAUGCCAGCGGUCUGACGCAGGAGCAGGCGGAGAGUUUGCUUGCGGAUGGGGGCGAUUUAUCUGCUUAUCUGAACGGAGGCAUGGCCGCCGCUGCGGGGGCAGGGGAAGCUGCAGCUAACGCUGGCACGGCUGCUGCUGCGGGGGAGCGGCAGCGGCGACAGGGUGGACUGCUGAGGCGCUGGAGGCGGCGGAGGUGGUGGGGGCGGCGCUUGUCGCGAGGAGGUCCUUUGGGGGAUGAAGGGAGAGGCAUAGCUUACAUGGACUCUGGGGAGGAAGCUGUUGUUGAUGCUGGCGAAGUUUGGAGGGUUUGA